Messenger RNA from Malurus melanocephalus (red-backed fairy wren), 2964 nucleotides. Its product is annotated as neuropeptide-like protein C4orf48 homolog. NCBI's taxonomy places the organism in Eukaryota, Metazoa, Chordata, Aves, Passeriformes, Maluridae. The record is from RefSeq and is a predicted model, not a curated record. Bases 102 to 386 code for a protein of 94 amino acids. The transcript has 4 exons.
CUCAGAAAUGCUGCACUUGUUCUCUUAGCAGUUUGCAGCGGCCAUUUCAAAGAAACCAUCACAAAGACAAGAGAAAGAUCAGAGAAGCACCCAUCCCCAAGAUGCUGGCACCCUGCCUUCUGAGAAGAGCCAUCCUUACAGUUCCUUUGGUUUUUGUGGUUGCACUACUUGUCUCGGAGCCUGUUAGAGCUGACCAAGAAGCAGGAACAGCCAUACCAGCUGAAAGCCGCCCCUGUGUUGAUUGCCAUGCCUUUGAGUUCAUGCAGAGAGCUCUGCAGGAUUUAAAGAAGACAGCAUAUAAUCUAGACACAAGGACAGAAACUCUGCUUCUUCAGGUGGAAAAGAGAAAUCUGUGCGACUGUGUGGCUGCCAAUCUACUGAACUGAAUCCUGGAGACACCUGAGGAGAGUCAYCUGUUCAGCAGUUUUUAAAAUGCAGCUGUAUAAAAUACAGCUUUAUGGAGUUCAUGUUGCAAGCAUGUAUGCCCCAAUAUACUGAUGAAAUUGGGGGCCUGUGUCUGAUGUAUUUGUCUGUUCUGUUUUUUGGGUUUUUUUUUUUUAAAGUACCUUCUUUUCACAUCUGCUGGAUUGUCAGUAAGGGCUCAAUUCAGUAAUUCUUUUACUUUAURUUAGAGUGGGGGAAAAAUGUACCUGCUUUGGUUUUUAAAUCAGAAUUUGCAAAGUGUAACCCACAAGAUAAAUUUGGACAAUGGUGCCCUAGAGACACGUGCAGCUGUUUUCUGUCUCUAACAUGAACAUAUGUCUGUGGCAACUCACCCAGCUACACUGAGACAUGGCAUUGUGGUCUCUGUAGGCUUUGUCUGUGUAUUAAAGAGGAUGAAGUCCUUUCUGUUUGCUGUCUGUGCUGUGAUCACUUUCAGGCAUGUUCUGGUUCUGUCAGCUGUGAUGAGGUGUGUGUCAUGAGGAGUUACAUGUCUGCUGUUCUUGGACCAAAACAAUUUAUAUCUCAGUAUUGAGCCUUCUGUUAUCCUGAUUAUUAUUUUCCUUAAUUAAAAUGUUUAGUUUCUUCCCCUUCUCCCCUGAACACUCCAUUCUUAAUCUAGUGAAUUUUUAGAUAGCUUUAUUUUAGCAGGUCAAAUGGAUAAAGUGAAAAGGAGAAUCAGGGUAUGACUAGGCAGCCUGGCCAGUUCCAGCUGACCAAAUGCUGCUGCCAGCAACUGCUCAGCAUCACACUGAAGGAAAGCUGCUUGCAGUGCCAAGAAGUUUCUUUGUGAGUGUGCCUUAUUUUGUUUCAAGGGAAACACAGUGAUAAAGUCACACAUAUUUGGUCUAUCCUGUGAUCGACUGAUCUCUGAAUUGCUUUGGUUUUCCUUUGCAGUUGCCUUUGAAAACUGCUCCUUUUGUUUCAGGCAUGAAGAAAAAACUUUUGUACCUGAAAGUUGAGAUUUGUUUUAUUCUCACCUCUCCCCCUUUAUUGUUAAGAUAUUGUGGCCACUCCUGAGCCUGAAGUAGGCUGAGCACUUUGAGUAGGUGCUUGGAGUUUUUCUGAUGUGAUUUAGAGMUAUCUGAAACCAUUCCAACACUGAGACCUGGCUUGAGAAGUGGAUGGGACAUCUGAAGAUAAAAAUCUCUUCAGGUGAAUUUGGAAGAAAGUUCCUGCCUGGGGUCUUGCUUCUUUAAUUUAAUUGGUGUUAUUUUGCUGGAAGAAGAUGAGAGAGGAAACAACUACUGCUCUGCCUCUGCAGCUCUAGGUGUGGUAACAAGCAGCUGGGGGAGCAGGAGAACACCAAAGGGACCCGGAGUGGCUUUCCAAACCUGUCCAGAGCUUGGAAAACCAAUUCCUGUACACUGAGAAGUGCAGGAUGCCCUUUUGUGUGUGGCCAGGACAUGGGCCAGCACAGAAGCACAGUGUGAACUGCAGAGGGGAUUCUGAUGUUAUUUUUCCACAUUCCCACCAGGAGCAGCUGUGCUGUGUGUUUUUUCACUAGGUCUGUUCACACAGCAUGGGGGCACUGGCYCUGCUCAUUUUGGGCUGCUUGGCAAAGCCAGAGUCACUGCAAGCCUCACCUGCAGCUCYCCUCGCAGAGAGUGGGAAGGGACAACUGUCCUUACUCAAGCAUGGCAAAGCACUCAGGAUUUCUGGGAGCAAAGCCUCCUUUGGAGGGCUUCAGCUGGUCCUGGCUGAAGCAGAAUGGCUUCUCAGAGCUCCUUGGCUUUUGCUGCACUUGGCUCAUUCCCAUCUUGUUCCAGCUUGGCUUCGUUCCCCSUCUUUGCUCUGGACCUGUCUUCUCUCUCCUCUCCAUUUCAGCCUCCAUUCCCCCUUUCACUCUGGCACUGCCCUCCCUCUAGUCCCAGGGAUUUCUCAGGGCACUCCAGGCCCCCCAUCCUGGUGACUCUGUAGUCACUGCAGGUGUGGGUGCUGGGGCUGACACUCCUCAGGUCUGCAGCCCCUUUAGUCCAGGUGACAGCACUGCUAGAGCAAUGAGUGACCCUCCAAUUUCCCAUGGAGUGAGUGACCAUGGUGCUGAGCAACAUCAGCAUCUCAUUCCCAGGCAAGAGGAAUUCACCUGUCCAGGGAAAACAUUGUGCAGAAGGGCCUCUUUUUACCUAAAAGCCAACAUUCCUGUCACAGAACUUGGAGGAAGUCCCAGAACAGCUCAGUUUCAGAUGAAAGCUUUGUUCCUGAAGCUGAAUUAUUCUGUGGAUUAUCCCCUAGUCUGCUGCAAUUUCACUGGGUUGUUCCAGGUGUGGGCAGGAACCCAGCCACGUUUGCCAGAUGGAAACACCUAUAGAUCUUCAUGAAUUUUUCCCUUGGUGAUUGCACAGACAAUGGCUUGAACAAAAGAAAAUCGGGCCAUGUGGAAAUAUUUUCCUUCAGUCAUUUUGCUACAUCUCUACUUUAUGAUUCACCUUGUUAGAAAUGGGGAAGUGAAACAUGGAACAUAAUUGGGCUGUUGACCCAAGAGAAAGGAGCCAGGACAGGGAUGGAUGGGGAAAGGGAAAU